GACCAUUUGAGUUUUCAGAUGGGCAAACCAUAAACAUUGUUUGGAGAAAGGUCUCUCAUCAAUGGCAGAGAUCUCUGAUAUUACUGCUCAGACUCAAACCGCCAUCUCCGAUAUCGAAGAUGGUGGCUCCGGUGGUGAUUCCAGGUCACCCGAUUUCUCUCGUCCUUUAGUAUCUGUAUCCUUUGUUCAAAAGUUGAUUGGCGAGUUCGUGGGGACAUUCACUUUGAUAUUUGCCGGUUGCUCGGCCAUCGUUGUAAAUGAGACGUAUGGUAAACCGGUGACACUUCCUGGUAUAGCUUUGGUAUGGGGACUAACCGUAACGGUUAUGAUCUACUCAAUUGGUCAUGUCUCCGGUGCACAUUUCAACCCUGCUGUUUCUAUUGCCUUUGCCUCUUCAAAAAAGUUUCCUUUUAAACAGGUUCCGGCGUAUAUAGCCGCUCAAGUUCUCGGAUCGACUUUAGCAGCCGCAGCUCUGCGGCUCGUGUUCCAUUUGAACGACAACGUAUGUAGUCUCAAAGGCGAUGUUUAUGUGGGAACAUAUCCAUCAAACUCCAACACAACAUCCUUCGUAAUGGAAUUCAUCACUACUUUCAAUCUAAUGUUCGUUAUAGCCGCUGUUGCUACCGAUAAACGAGCCACCGGAUCAUUCGCAGGCGUUGCUAUUGGUGCAACCGUAGUACUCGACAUCCUCAUGUCCGGGCCGAUUUCGGGAGCAUCUAUGAAUCCAGCGAGAAGCUUAGGGCCUGCGUUUAUAUGGGGAUGUUAUAAGGACUUGUGGUUAUAUAUCGUUUCACCGGUGCUCGGAGCAUUAUCAGGUGCAUGGACUUAUGAUAUGUUACGGUCUACAAGUAAAUCAUAUGGUGAGAUUAUUCGUCCAAAUUGCAAUAAAGUUUCUUCGAGAGAUCGUCAAGAAGCAUCUCAAGAAGAAAUUUGUGUUCUUCGAGUGGUUGAUCCAACUAACGAGAAAUAUUUCAUUUGUUCAUCGACUACUGAUAUUAAUGACAAAUGUAAUGUCAUAUGUAAGUUGGCUUAA
This is a messenger RNA of Eutrema salsugineum, 1033 nucleotides long. Its product is annotated as aquaporin NIP3-1. Gene Ontology annotation, molecular function: channel activity. The transcript is spliced from 4 exons. The coding region runs from base 62 to 1033 and encodes 323 amino acids. The record is from RefSeq and is a predicted model, not a curated record. NCBI's taxonomy places the organism in Eukaryota, Viridiplantae, Streptophyta, Magnoliopsida, Brassicales, Brassicaceae. Gene Ontology annotation, biological process: transmembrane transport. Gene Ontology annotation, cellular component: membrane.